Gambusia affinis (western mosquitofish) is the source of this 3471-nucleotide messenger RNA. RefSeq names its product pyruvate dehydrogenase phosphatase catalytic subunit 1 (gene pdp1). The transcript is spliced from 9 exons. Bases 254 to 1822 code for a protein of 522 amino acids. Gene Ontology annotation, biological process: protein dephosphorylation. The record is from RefSeq and is a predicted model, not a curated record. NCBI's taxonomy places the organism in Eukaryota, Metazoa, Chordata, Actinopteri, Cyprinodontiformes, Poeciliidae. Gene Ontology annotation, molecular function: protein serine/threonine phosphatase activity; cation binding.
UGGAUAGGGUAAGAGCACAUUUUGUUCUGUUUUGUCCCCUUCUCCACAAACGGACUUUUAUAAAGUAUUCUUAAGUGUACCUGGAAUGUCUAUGUUAUAUACGUCUAGCAAUUUCUAUCGACGGCUUGUGGGUGUAACCCAGAGCUAGCUACAUUAGUCUGAAUCUGGAUGCUUUACCUUCACUACUGACUUGAGUUUUAAACUGUGUGUGCACAUCGGUGGUGCUUUGAUUACUGGUGCUGCAUGGUCAGCUAUGCCUGUUGCAUCCCAACUACUCAGGGGUUUGCCCCGUGCCAAGGCCUUUGCCUCCAGUCUGUUACCAUGCCAACACCACCAGUCCCACCUCGGUUCCCUGCCUGCCCUUAGAGGCCCGUCCCAAACAUGGCAGACACACCUGUUAGGAAGGUCAUAUCAGACGUCCUCAGCGCUUCACAACUACAUCCUGACGCCCCCACAGGUCAACUCCAUCCUGAAAGCCAACGAGUACAGCUUCAAGGUGCCAGAGUUUGACGGUAAAAAUGUGUCAUCCGUGAUGGGUUUUGAAAGCAACCAGCUUCCGGCCAACGCUCCCAUCGAGGACCGGCGGAGCGCGGCGACCUGCCUGCAGACACGAGGAAUGCUCCUGGGCGUGUUUGAUGGACACGCCGGCUGCGCUUGCGCUCAGGCGCUGAGUGAGAGGCUGUUUUACUACAUAGCGGUCUCACUGCUCCCCCAUGACACUCUGUGUGAGCUGGAGGCUUCAGUGGAGGCCGGCCGAGCGCUUAGUCCCAUCCUGCAGUGGCACAAACAUCCCAAUGACUACUUCACCCGGGAGGCUCAGAGCCUCUACUUCAACAGCCUGAGGACCUACUGGCAGGAGCUAAUUGACCUAACCAGCCCUGGCGACGUUCCAGACACCCGAGAGGCCUUACUGAAUGCCUUCAAGAGGCUGGACAACAACAUUUCUCUGGAAGCUCAGGUUGGAGACGCAAGUGCGUUUCUGCACUACUGGGUUCUGAGAGUGGCAUUUUCUGGAGCUACAGCCUGCGUGGCGCACAUCGAUGGACCAGAUCUCUAUAUAGCCAAUGCCGGGGAUGCCCGGGCCGUGUUGGGGGUGCAGGAGGAGGAUGGUUCAUUCAGUGCUCACACACUGUCCAACGACCACAGCGCCCAGAACGACAGCGAGGUCGCUCGGAUACGAAGCGAGCAUCCUCACUCUGAGAGGAAGACUGUUAUUCGUCAGGACCGGCUGCUGGGCCUGCUCAUGCCGUUCCGCGCCUUCGGGGACGUGAAGUUCAAGUGGAGCAUCGAACUGCAGAAGCGCGUUCUGGAGUCUGGACCCGAUCAGCUCCAUGAGAAUGAGCACACCAAGUUCAUCCCUCCCAACUACCACACGCCGCCCUACCUGACCGCCGAGCCGGAGAUCACGUACCACAGGCUGCGGCCACAGGACCGCUUCCUGGUAAUCGGCUCAGACGGCCUCUGGGAGACGCUCCACCGGCAGGAAGUGAUCCGCAUCGUCGGCGAGUAUUUAACUGGGUUUCACCAGAGCCAGCCACUUAAAGUCGGAGGCUACAAAGUCACUCUGGGACAGAUGCAGGGUCUGCUCGAGGAGCGGAAGGCCCGCAUGUCCUCCGCAUUCGAGGACCAGAACUCGGCGACGCACUUGAUGCGGCACGCGGUGGGAAACAACGAGUUCGGCACGGUGGACCACGAGCGGCUGUCCAAGAUGCUGUCGCUGCCUGAGGAGCUGGCUCGCAUGUACCGUGAUGACAUCACCAUCAUCGUCACUCAGUUCAACCCUCACGUGAUCGGCGCGCAGAGACAGGAUGAUGAGUCCUGAGCUGAUUUCUCACUGACUAAUUCAGCUGUGUGCCACAGAUUUAAAAACCAAGCACACCACAUGGACAAAUCUAUGUUCAGCUACUUGUAACUCUAUUUAUGGAAUAUUAAUGCAGCAGCACAAACGUUUAGUUUCUUAUGGUUUUAAACAGUCAUCAGAUUGGCUUAGCUUAGGUUUUUUUUGUGCUGCCAGUCUUGUUGAGCAGCUGUUGUCAUGCACAGCAGUCACUGUUGAUGAUGUCCCACGCGUUCAUUCUCAAAUUUAAGCAAGAAGAGUUUAAAGAGCUUUGUGUCCACCGAAAAGCAAAGUGGUUCUGGUUAGCAGGCCCGACUCUAAACCAGGCAUGAGAUCCUCUGGGCAAACACUUCCAUAUUAUCAUGGUAUUAAUACACACAUUUAAUGUUUCACAUGAUUUAUUACAGAUGCACUUUUCCUAUUAGAUUCCAGUUUUCUUUGAGGUCUGAGCAGUUUAGCAACGGCAACUAUUUUCACAGCUAAAUUCUUGCAACUUUAACUAUAUUAAUAUUAUCUUAAGUAUUUAUUUAUGGUUUUGAACACUAGUUUUCUAGUGUUCUUUGGGCCAAAUGGGACACAUUUUUGCAUUUCUUCUCUUUAUAAAGUAUAACAAGCUAAACUUAACUGGUUAAUUAGUGGCUCUGGAAGACUUUCACAGCUUCCCAGUGGUAGUUUUAAAAAUGGUGUCUUGAGCAUGAAUUAUGCUUAGUAGCUUUCUUUCAGCCAGCUGACCAGCAUGAACAACAACAGGUGGAGGAAGGGCAGCGCUCUGUUAAACUUGGACACUUCAGUACCUCCUGUGAAUCACAUUAAGAAAACUUUAAACCAGACGAAGGCUGUAAGUGUUGAACUUUUAAAUCAUUGGUUGAUCUUGAUGCUGCUAGCUGGUCCAUGCUAGCUUGACUGUUUGAAAGCUGUUUUUUUCUCUGCUUCAGAUCAUUGUCACAAUAUGUGUUUGAAGGAAGUUGAAUUAUCUCUCUGGGUUUUGGAUUUUUCAGUCCCGCAAGGAGGAUGAUUUGGAUCCUUUGAGCUUUAUGUUAAAUCUGAUAGGUCACAGGCUGAACAUUACAACCUAAAAGUUGCACAAAAAUAAUUAGGUAGUCUUAUAUUUUAGGUCACAAAUUAUUUACAUAAUCUGAAAACAGUAAAGUGGAUAAUUACAUUUGUUUUGGUUUGAUCUCAAAUCCGUAGCUGAAGCUUUUUUUGUCUUGCCUCCUGCUUCUUUGCUUGGUGUUGCACUAAUGAAGGAGUUGUCAUCUAAGAGUCCUUCAGCUGAAGUGACGGAGUGUGUUAUGAAACUGUAAGCAGAUGCAGUCGCUGAGCUUCUUUUCUAAACACAGAGGUCAAGAGUCUACAUUAUUUUUUUCCUGACAGGUCAUUACCCGUUUGUUUUGCUCCUGGAUUGGUUUAUUCUUCCCUGUGGAGGUAAAGCAGAGCCUUUUUUCUUUUGCUCAUGGAUUACUGAUGUGUACAAAAAGACUGUAUAAGCUGGACGUGUUUUAAAAUCAGGUUGUUUCAACAUCAAAUAUUUAUUCUCCCUCAGCAGUAUGUUACACAUCAUCUCUGUUGUAUGUAUAAAUUGUAAUUUAUGGGGGUUUGAGUUUUGUAUGUGAGAAUAAAAUGCCAAACAAACA